CCCAUCCGGGUGUGGGAUCCAACAUCCACGUCGUCCCUGCCCCGUAACCAAGUGUGGGAUCCAGCGUUCUAAUAACCUCCAUCCAGGUGGAGAUGCCAACCGGCCAGGUUUGGAAUCCGGACCUUCAGUCACUUAUUUUCUGCUUGCUUUUCAUUUCAGCUAGUGUACUGAACAACGGAGUCAAGAAAAACACACGCACGUGAGGAGCUUGUAAAGCAAGAAAAUAUACAUUUGUUGGAAAAAUGUCUUCAGGGAAUUUUGCGCCUUCAGUCAGUGGCUCGUUUACAGCAUUGACUCCCAGCAUGUGGCCACAGGAUACACUGACUAAAUACUCCCAGAAGAAAGACUCUGUGGAGGACUCAGAAAUCCAAUAUGACGAGUUUGGGUUUCGGAUAGACAAAGAAGAUGGAGCUGAACCAAACAGGAGAAUUGUUGGAGUCCCACUCCCUGAAGAUCCUCAGCAGCGGUUGAGAUGGCAGGCACAUCUCGAGUUCACACACAAUCACGAUGUUGGUGAUUUGACAUGGGAUAAAAUUGAUGUUCUGUUGCCACGCUCUCAGAAAUUGCGAUCCCUGGUCCUUUCAGGAAUCCCACACUCCAUGAGACCUCAGAUCUGGAUGCGGUUGUCAGGAGCUCUGCAGAAAAAGCGGAAUACAGAAACCUCGUACCGUGACAUUGCCAAAAAUAGCUCCAAUGAUGGGAGUAUUACAGCCAAACAGAUUGAGAAAGACCUACUUCGCACAAUGCCAAGUAAUGCUUGCUUCUCCAACAUAAACAGUGUUGGCAUUCCAAGAUUACGAAGAAUCCUACGUGGGCUGGCAUGGCUAUAUCCAGAAAUUGGAUACUGCCAAGGGACUGGAAUGGUUGCAGCUUGCCUGUUGUUGUUCCUGGAAGAGGAGGAUGCUUUUUGGAUGAUGUGUGCCAUUAUUGAGGACCUGGUUCCUCCUUCAUAUUUCAGCACCACAUUGCUGGGUGUACAGACAGACCAGCGAGUUCUGCGUCACUUGAUAGUACAGUACAUUCCCCGACUGGAUAAACUUCUCCAGGAGCAUGACAUUGAGCUGUCCUUGAUCACUCUGCACUGGUUUCUGACUGCAUUUGCUAGUGUUGUGCACAUCAACAUACUUCUCCGAGUCUGGGACCUAUUCUUCUGUGAGGGCUCUGUUCUCCUUUUCCAGAUCACACUGGGAAUGCUGAAAUUGAAGGAAGAAGAACUCAUCCAGUCUGAAAACUCAGCAUCCAUCUUCAACACAUUGUCAGACAUUCCAUCACAGAUUGAUGACCCAGAGAUCCUCAUUAAGGAGUCGAUGAAGCUUGCUGGGUCAUUGACAGAUGCCAUGAUUGAGAGCCAAAGGAGGAAGCAUCUGGCAUAUCUGAUCGCAGACCAGAACCAGGUCCCACAGUCAGCCAUGCCAAAUUACACAAAGAUUGUUCGACGACAGUCCCAACGCAGGAAAUCUGGACUAGGGGCCCUCCUUUUUGGUGACAAUGAAGAUGCAGAGGCAAUGAAGGCAAAAAAUAUUAAACAGACAGAGUUGGUGGCAGAUUUACGGGAAGCCAUUCUGCAAGUAGCUCGACACUUCCAAUGCCUGGACCCCAAAAAUUGCAACAUUGAGCUGACCCCAGACUACUCCAUGGAAAGCCACCAGAAAGACCAUGAAAAUUAUGUUGCUGUGUCCCGGAACCGAAGGCGUCGAGCCAAGGCCCUGUUAGAUUUUGAACGUCACGACGAUGAUGAACUGGGGUUCCGAAAAAAUGACAUCAUCACGAUUAUAUCUCAGAAGGAUGAGCAUUGUUGGGUUGGUGAGCUGAAUGGGCUGCGAGGCUGGUUUCCUGCAAAAUUUGUGGAGGUUCUGGAUGAACGAAGUAAAGAGUACUCAAUGGCUGGAGAUGAUUCAGUAACAGAAGCAGUAACAGACCUGGUCCGAGGAUCACUCUGCCCAGCACUUAAGGCAAUAUUUGAACAGGGUUUGAAGAAACCAUCAAUCCUAGGUGGUCCUUGCCAUCCUUGGCUUUUUAUUGAAGAGGCUGCUGGAAAGGAAGUGGAACGAGACUUUGACUCUGUAUAUUCUCGACUAGUGCUGUGUAAAACAUACAGGUUGGAUGAAGAUGGAAAGGUGCUGACUCCCGAGGAACUUCUGUACAGAGCUGUCCAGUCAGUGAACAUGAGUCAUGAUGCUGCACAUGCACAGAUGGAUGUAAAAUUUCGGUCACUGGUGUGUGUGGGACUUAAUGAGCAGGUUCUGCCACUAUGGCUGGAGGUUCUCUGUUCAAGUAUACAGACUGUGGAGAAAUGGUAUCAGCCAUGGUCAUUCCUCCGUAGUCCUGGCUGGGUCCAAAUCAAAUGUGAAUUGAGGGUUUUAUCCAGGUUUGCAUUCAGCCUUUCUCAGGAUUGGGAACUGCCCAUCAGGAAAGAGGACAAAGAAAAGAAGCCUCUGAAAGAUGGAGUCCAGGACAUGCUGGUGAAGCAUCAUCUCUUCAGCUGGGACAUUGAUGGUUAAAUACCUCCUCUACUCCAAUCAAAACACUCAACGCCAAAUCUCCAUGAGCAUGUGACACUGCAGGUGCCUGUUGACAUAGUGAUCCCCCAAUCAGAAUCAGUACUCUCAAAGUCCUGUGUUGCACCCUGUAAUCCUGUAAAUAUUGCCCCUCACACGCCCUGUCUCCACACCAAAAUAAACACACAGCUCUUUCAUAAUGCUCAUUGACAUGCUUGGGGGUCUUUUCUGUCCUCAUUUCAUUUGGUGAGUUGACCUGCACUGUAACCUUUCCCUCCUCCCCCUGCUAAAGGAAUCCAUCCUAUAGAAAAGUGUCUCAUCACAACCUAAUUCCAGUCAUUUUUUUGUGAAGGCAAGUUUGGGCUUUGAUACAGCUUAAAAACAAAUGUUUUGCAGAGUGUGGAAUGAACAAACCAAGUACAAGGCAGUGCCUCUCAGAACAGAAACUCCCAGCCAGUGCUGUAGACCUCUUGAUGUUCAUUACGAGGGGAGCAGUAAAUAUACUGAGCCCAGGAGACAACAAAGGACACACCCAUGUCACUCUGUCAUUCUUAGUGACAGUUCUGGGUGUGUAGAAAUGAUGAUGAACGCACUUCCCCAAUGUUCUACAUGUUCCGACAAUGUGUGACCAUUUGCAGUGCUCAGAAGUGGUUCAGUUAAUGUCAUGAAAUAUUCUAAGGUAGUUAAAAACUGCCAUAACUAUAUUGUUUCCCAUUUCUGGAUGCCUGUUUGCUUUUAAUAAUAGGGGUUGCACUCUCUCCAAUUUAGUUUGGUUGCUCAAGCAUGGGAGGGGUAAUUUUUCUAAUAAAGCAAUUAGUUGUGCAUUCUGAAGGUGUGUCCCCUGAAAUGGAUAUUCCCUGUGCCCUGAAAGAUAGACGCAAUCAGCAGGUUUUACCAGAUAGUUCAGUGCAUCCCCAUUAAUCUGCAGCUUGGGGCAGAGAUGCUGCCACUGACAGACAACAAAAGGACAACAGGCUUGUCAUUGCCCACCCAGACUCCAGAAUUUGGUCUAAACUCCAGGAUACAAUGAGUCCACAACACAGGAGAAACAAUAAAAAGGUGGAAUAACCAUCUUAUGGGUUGCAAAAAAUAUCCAAUUCCCCAAAGGAAAUUUCCACUCCUGGGCCUCAUGCGCCUUUGUUUGCCCAGUAAAAGCUGCUCACCAUUGGCAAGGACCUCAACAACUGUGAAAACAGGAACGAUCUAAAUGAGAAAUCACUUCGUGAUUAGCUGGAAAAACUAUAAAGUGAAUUUUGUGAGAACUGUCCCAUGAUUUCACUGAUUCCUGAAAACCCGUAUUAUUCCAAAACCUCUCGUUCCCAGCUGAAAAUGGUUCAGUUCAGAAUCUAGCGACAAGACAUUUGUUGGGUUGGUAUGCAGUGCAGGUCUUGUAGGAUUCAGCAGAUUCAGUAUCAUCCACAUUCCUUCUGUUAGUUUCAAUUUCCAGAUAAUUGAGCUUCUUUCUUUGUCUUCCUUGACUUUUCUUCAAUCAUUGCCCAGUCUGUGUGUAUAAACUUUUUAUCAUGUUACCUAUUUGUAAAUAAGAAAUAAAUGACUACUGGGUUACUGA
Molecule: messenger RNA, 4068 nt
Organism: Stegostoma tigrinum
Lineage: Eukaryota; Metazoa; Chordata; Chondrichthyes; Orectolobiformes; Stegostomatidae
Gene: sgsm3
Product: small G protein signaling modulator 3
Exons: 23
Coding region: 243-2501 (752 amino acids)
Molecular function (GO): protein binding
Source: RefSeq, a predicted model, not a curated record